This is a messenger RNA of Caretta caretta (loggerhead turtle), 1852 nucleotides long. Its product is annotated as cyclic nucleotide-binding domain-containing protein 2. Lineage: Eukaryota; Metazoa; Chordata; Testudines; Cheloniidae. The record is from RefSeq and is a predicted model, not a curated record.
GAUGAAUUAAGAGGCGGGCAGAGCGUUUCCCAGGUGCUAACCCGACGCCCGCAGCGAACCCAGCCCGGACGGGACGGGGGCAGCCACAGCGUGGCCGGGCACCGUGAGAGGCAGCUGAUGCCCGGACCCUGAGCGCGCCGUGACCGCGGCCCCGAGCCCGCCCAGACCCCGGCACGGCAGCGGCGCUCAUGGCCUCCGGGCCGGGCCAGGGAGGCGCUGCCCGUGAGCGGCGCGGGGCGGCUGGGCUCAGCGGUGCCUGGCGCCCCCAAGGAGCGGGCGAGCCGCGGCGGCGCUUCCGCAGGGCGGCCCGAGCCCUGGCGCAUCUCUGCGGACUCAGCUUGUGGCGGAAAAGAUAUGUUGGAAAGAGUCCAGUAAUACAGUGGGCAAUAUUUCACAUGAAGAGGCAGACACGUCUUGGAAGUGAUCUCUUAUUCAACAUCAACAAUUAUUCUACAACUAAGCUUAGGGGAGAUUUUGAAAAGCUGAAGCGUCUGUUGUAUAUUUGCCCUAAAGAGAGAAGCCAGCAAGAUCUCAGGGAGAUACAAACGUGUCUGAAGAAGAACAGAACAUUUCAGUGUUUACCUCAUAAAACACAGCUCCAACUUUGCCAUGCUGUCAUCUACCAAGAGUGUGAAGCUGGAACCAUAGUUAUAAGGCAAGGACAUGUUCCAAGUGAAUGUUACUUAAUACUAUCUGGAAAACUAAAAGUCAUAGGGGGUGAUGCAAAUUUCAAAGACCAAACUUUCACCUCUGAAAUAUUAUGUGAAGCUGAAGAAGGAGACUUCGUAGGGGAAAUUUGUCUUCUGACUAAUACAAACCGAUCUACUUCCAUUAUAUGUAAAUCCGAUGUGGAACUUCUAGUGAUAAACAAAGAGGAUUUUGAUUGUAUUCUUGCAGAUUUACUACAUGAACAAUACCGCGCAACGUGUAACUUUCUAAGGAAACUCACAUUAUUCUCUUCAUGGCCAGCAGAAAAAAUAGACUUUCUUGUUCACUGCUCCCUACAGAGAUUUUACAGGACAGGAACAACUGUUGUUCCAGAAAGUUUAAACUCUUACUUCUUAGUAGUUGUAAAAUCGGGUCGAUGUCUGAUAGUGACACAACUGGAUCAAGAGAGAAUAUAUGCACACUCCAAUGAAAUGCAGAAUUUUUCUUCUCUUUGUAAUAAUUUUAACACAAUAUUGUCCUUAAAAGAAAAGAAGGAUUUGACUGGAAGACUUUGGGAAAGAUCUCUGUAUUCAGCUGCUCAGAGAACACCUCUUACCCAGAUGCCCAGAAGACAAAGACCUCAAACAGUUGCGGUACUAUGUUAUUCGCUCAGGGAUAGAAGAGCCUUUGGUGAUCUGGAACAGAAAGGUGGCUUCAUCAGCUCCUCAGUUCCUGAAGAUAAGGGCUCUGGAACAAGGUGGCAUUUUUGGUUUGGGAGAAACAAUGGACAAGUUUUGUCGCCUUCAGUUCAGCUUGAUCAGUGAAGGAGCAGAGUGCAUUUUUAUUCCCAAAAAACUUUUUCUAGACAAAGCACCUGUCAAGUCGAGAAAGAUGGCUCUCGAGCUGGUGAAAAGUUACCCCUCAGAGAGCAUGAUUAUGGAGAACUAUACUAGGCAUCAAGCUUGGAAUACUUACAAGGCCAACCUUAUUGGACAACAGCUUGAGAGACAAGCUAUGCCAACUUCAGCUCGCUUUUCUUUUUAAGGUGUCUAUGGUGGUGCCUUAUGGCCAGAUACUUCUUCUUUUAGUGAAUGAGAUAAUGAUGAUACUCAAGCAUGUGCUAAUGGGAAAAUAUGUACUGUCCAUGACUAUAUACACACAGGAUAAUGCAGACAUGUUAUAUGCCUUUUAAAUAAAGUUUGUU